Messenger RNA from Chrysochloris asiatica (Cape golden mole), 1005 nucleotides. It is a transcript of the gene CNMD, whose product is annotated as leukocyte cell derived chemotaxin 1. NCBI's taxonomy places the organism in Eukaryota, Metazoa, Chordata, Mammalia, Afrosoricida, Chrysochloridae. The transcript is spliced from 7 exons. Bases 1 to 1005 code for a protein of 334 amino acids. The record is from RefSeq and is a predicted model, not a curated record. Gene Ontology annotation, biological process: negative regulation of endothelial cell proliferation; negative regulation of angiogenesis.
AUGGCGGAGAACUCGGACAAAGUUCCUAUCGCCCUGGUGGGGCCUGACGACGUCGAGCUUUGCAGCUCCCCUGUGUACGCCACCGUGACGGUGAAGCCCUCUAGCCCCGCGCGGCUGCUCAAGGUUGGAGCGGUGGUCCUCAUUUCCGGGGCGGUGCUGCUGCUCUUUGGGGCCAUCGGAGCCUUCUACUUCUGGAAGGGGAGCGACAAUCACAUUUACAAUGUCCAUUACAGCAUGAGUAUCAAUGGGAAAUUACAAGACGGGUCAAUGGAAAUAGAUGCUGGGAACAACUUGGAGACCUUUAAAAUGGGAAGUGGAGCCGAAGAAGCCAUUGAAGUGAAUGACUUUCAGAGUGGCAUCACAGGAAUUCACUUUGCUGGCGGAGAGAAGUGCUACAUUAAGGCGCAGGUAAAGGCUCGCAUUCCUGAGGUGGACACUGUGACCAAGCAGAGCAUCUCCUCAGAACUGGAAGGCAAGGUCAUGCCAGUUAAAUUUGAAGAGAACUCUCUGAUCUGGGUGGCUGUGGACCAGCCUGUGAAGGACAGCAGCUUCCUGAGUCCUAAAGUCCUAGAGUUCUGUGGGGACCGUCCCAUCUUUUGGCUUAAACCCACAUAUCCAAAAGAAAUCCAGAGAGAAAGAAGAGAAGUGGUAAGAAAAAUUAUGCAGCCUACUACAAGAAGACCAAGCAGUGGAACACGGGGCAGCCCAGGCCCUGGGAGACCAAAUAAUGAAACCAGACCCAGUGUUCAAGAGGAUUCAGAGCCCUUCAACCCCGACAAUCCUUACCAGCAGCAGGAGGGUGAAAGCAUGACAUUCGAGCCCCGGCUGGACCAUGAAGGGAUCUGCUGUAUAGAAUGUAGGCGGAGCUACACACAUUGCCAGAGGAUCUGUGAGCCCCUGGGAGGCUACUCCCCAUGGCCUUACAAUUACCAAGGCUGCCGUUCUGCCUGCAGAGUCGUCAUGCCAUGUAGCUGGUGGGUGGCCCGCAUCUUGGGCAUGGUGUGA